Messenger RNA from Culex quinquefasciatus (southern house mosquito), 7439 nucleotides. Its product is annotated as insulin-like receptor. Gene Ontology annotation, molecular function: insulin receptor activity; insulin receptor substrate binding; ATP binding. Gene Ontology annotation, biological process: positive regulation of MAPK cascade; positive regulation of kinase activity; positive regulation of phosphatidylinositol 3-kinase/protein kinase B signal transduction. Gene Ontology annotation, cellular component: membrane; axon; insulin receptor complex. The transcript has 13 exons. The coding region runs from base 1237 to 6732 and encodes 1831 amino acids. The record is from RefSeq and is a predicted model, not a curated record. NCBI's taxonomy places the organism in Eukaryota, Metazoa, Arthropoda, Insecta, Diptera, Culicidae.
CCUCCUCAGCGUUCAGUAGUCUAACUUUUCUCGUCGGGUUCGGGCAAGCAUUUCGAGUGCGCAACAAUCGCGUGGCCUUCGUGUCGCGUGGUCGGUUUUGUUCUUUCGGUCCAAUUAGGCUAUUUGGGGCUAAAUUUUGCCCGAUGUCCGGGCGGACAUCUGGUGCGAAUUUGGUGACUUUCGGUCGGCGCGGAUUUCGGCCGUUGACUCCGGAAUUGGCGAAAAAGAAUCUUGGUGAAAUGUGACGUUUUGCAUUUGAGAUAGAGAAAAGUUUUUCGAAAAAAUACAAAACUAGUAUAGUGUUAAAAAAAAACAUCUUGAAAAAAGUUUCACGGAAUGUGGGAGUGAAUAAAAAAAUAUUUGUUUAUAUAUUUUAUCAAGUUCCGAGUAAAAGGCUGCAAAAGUGUGAGAAAAGUUCGAAUUUAAGAGUUUGAAGUUUCAAGAAUAGAAUCGAGUGAAAUUUAUCAAACAAAUUUUUCAACGAGGUGUGCUGACAAGUGAAAAUAACGUUAAUCGAAAAAUUACAAAACCGACAUCGUUUGAACUGGUGAAUAGCGCGGCGGAACGCGCCUUUCGGUGAAGUCGACACACCCGGCACCGCGGGAACCUGCGCGGAUUCCGGUUCGGGGGUGAAAAAGUGCCUUCCGGAGCAGGAAGGAUAUUGCGUAUCAAGAAUUUGAGUCGCCGCCACCGCGGCUCGAGAUUGGCAAGUGCGAAGCAGCAGACCAGUGUGUACCAGUGAGUCGAGUCGAAGAAGUGAGCAGAGGGAGAGUGUGAGGGUCAGUGAAGAGAGCAGUGAAGAGAGCGGCAGUCAAGGAAGAAGGCAGAGCAAGUGAGCAGUGAGAGCGGGAUAGUGAGUGCGCGCAAGAAGAAACAAGGGCGGAAGGGCCUGAGCGGUGAGAGAGCGAGAAUCGCGAGCGAAGAAGAAGCCUGGUGAAGAGGGUCUACGAGACGACACGGUGAGCUGGAGGAGGUCAGUGGAAUCUAAAUAUUUGGAUAUAAACGCGUAGUAUCGCGUAGUAUGACGUCGCCGACGGCACCAGGGUGAAGACGAGCCCGAGGAAGAUCCGUGCAAGUGAAGAGAAGCAAAGAGAGAGAGUGUGGUCCGAGGGUACCGGAAGAAGCUGGAAGAGGUUCGGCACGAUGUAGCUGACGGCUCGCAACGGUGCAAAGUUCCUAAAAUCCCAAAAAAGAAAAAAAAAAAAAGUGUGCGUGUGUGUUCAGAAGUGGUCGGCAAUGCGACCGGAAGCUCCUCGCGAAAAUCCAACAACAACAACAACAACAAGUGCAACGAUGAAGAGUUCACUCCGGCAGCAGGAAGUGGACGACGGAAGUGGUGGUGGCCGGUUAGGCGAAGAAGAGCAGCACGCCCAGUGCUGCAGAACGAGACAGUGCGACGACCUCGGAUGCUGCUUCGCGGAAGAGGAAGAAGUCGAGGAAGAACCGGCGGCGGUGCGGUGUGGCCCGCCGGAGGCGGUAGUGUUCCCAAAAGUUCCGUUCUGGCGAGAAUCGCUGGCGCAGUUUCUCGAGCUGAAGCACAGGACAAAACUGAAGAGGAAGAGUCCGCAGGAAGAAUUUGUGAGUAAUGUCGAGUUUGAAAGUCAGCGAAGCAGCAGGAGUUGUGGCCGGAGGUGGCUGAAGCCGGCCAAGUUGGCCUGGCUGGUGAUGGCCAGUGUGCUGCUGUUCAGCGUGAUGGUGACGACGGUGCCGGCGGUUCAGGGCAACGAAAUCAGGCCGAGUCAGGUGCGGCCGGGGCUGAAAAAAGGAGAAGUGUGCGGCAGCGUCGACGUCCGGAACUCGCCCACGAACCUGGAACGGCUCAAGGACUGCGUCGUGGUGGAGGGCUUCGUGCACAUCCUCCUCAUCGACAAGUACACCGAGGCCAGCUUCGAAAACUAUACCUUUCCCCUGCUGACGGAGAUCACCGAGUACCUGCUGCUGUUCCGGGUUAACGGGCUGCGAACGCUCCAGAAGCUGUUCCCCAACCUGACCGUGAUCCGGGGCAAGAAGCUGGUCACCAACUACGCCAUCGUCAUCUACGAGUUGAUGCACAUCGAGGAGGUCGGCCUGUCCUCGCUAAUGUACAUCCAGCGCGGGGGCGUCCGGAUCGAGAAGAACCCCAAGCUCUGCUUCGCCAACACCGUCGACUGGGACGCGAUAGCGCCGCAGUCGGAGAUUUACAUAAAGGACAAUCAAAAGGAUGACGUGUGCCCGAUCUGUCCGGCGGAAACGGACGAACGGGUGAACGGGACGCGAAAGCAGUGCCCGAACGCCACCAAGGGCCUAACGACGCAGCUGGCGGUCACGUCCGGCGACAGCAAGAUGGCGAAGAAGCUCUGCUGGAACAGCAAACACUGCCAAAAUAAGUGCCCCAAGCACUGCAACGGCACGUACUCGUGCAACGCGGACGGCCAGUGCUGCGACGAGUCGUGCAUCGGCGGCUGCGAGCCGGGCAAUCCGACGGCGUGCCGGGUGUGCCGCUCGUUUAGCAUCGAUCCGGCCGGCGAUCGGCGCUGUCUGACCAAGUGUCCGGCGAAUCUGUACGACCAUCACUUCCGGUGCCUCACAGCGGAGCAGUGUUACGCGUUGAAGCGGCCAAUUUCGGAGGACACCGGCGAGAACAAGGCGGCGUUUCCGUUCAUCCCGCACAAUGGGAGCUGUACGAUGGAUUGUCCGGUGCUGUAUGAGGUUGAUGUGGUGAACGGACGGAGGGUUUGCAAGAAGUGUGAGAAGGGAGGUUGCUUGAAGAAGUGUCGGGGGGCUAGCAUCGAUAAUAUUCAGCAGGUGCAGACGCUAAAGGAUUGCGAGAUUAUCGAGGGAUCGUUGACGAUACAGUUGAGGAGUCGGGGUGGGGAGAAUAUCGUGAAGGAGCUGGAGGAGUAUCUGAGGACGAUUACGGAGAUUACGGGGUUCUUGAAGGUGAUACGAUCGUACCCGCUGCUGUCGCUGGGGUUCUUUAAGAACUUGAAGAAGAUAGGAGGCACGGAGUCGAAAAUCUCAAAUGCCAGCUUGUACGUGGUGGAGAACCAGAAUCUGCAGGAGCUGUUCGAUCACGACGUGGAGAUUGGCGAGGGCAAGCUGUUCUUCUACAACAACCCGAUGCUGUGCGUGAGCAAGAUCACGAAGCUGCGCGAGGUGAAUCCGACGAUCGGGAUCGAGAACGAGGCGCAGUUGGGCACUAGCAAUGGGGAUCGUGCCGCGUGUGACGUGAAGGAUUUGGUGAUCACGCUGCGGUCGGUGAGUUCGACGUCGGUCCUGCUGCAGUGGGCACCGUUUAAGGAGUUGGUGGAUGUGCGGCAGCUGCUGGGGUACGUGGUGUAUUACAUUGAGGCGCCGGGUCAGAAUGUGACGCUGUUUGACGGGAGGGAUGCUUGUAAUACGGAGGGUUGGAAGUUGGACGAUAUUAGCGAUUCGGAUCCGGGGGAUACGGUGAACAAGCUGUUGACGCAGUUGAAGCCGUUUACGCAGUACGCGUACUACGUGAAGACGUACACGCUGGCGUCGGAGGGCGUUGGCGGGCAGAGUCAGAUUCAGUACUUUACGACGGCGCCGAGUACGCCGCUGGCGGUGCGGGAUGUGAAGGUGGAGGUCGAUUUGAUCAACCAGACGCUGGUGCUGUCGUGGCGCGUUCCGCAGGUCAUGAAUGGGAAGUUGCGUGACUAUGAGAUCUUUGUGGAGUUGAACGCAGAUCGGAAUGAUCAGCUGCAGGCGCCGGACUACUGCAAGACGGAGAUGUUGGGAAGGACUCCGAGUGCGGACAAUGAUCCGACACCGGCGCGUCUUCGACGCAGUCUAGUUCGGGGAGGUGGUGGGACGUGCUCGGCGGAUCAGUGCAGCAAGUACUGUACGUCGGGAGUUCCGAAGGAGUCGUUUGAUCGGUCGGAGAAGGAGUUGCAGAUCAACUUUGAGGACAGUUUGCACAAUUACGUGUACAUUAAGAAUCCGAUGGUGGUGAGAGAUCAGUCGAAUCGACGGAAGAGGAGUCCGCUCGGGAAUGGGAUGGUCGGGGCGAACAGUACGAUUCUGUUUCCGACCUUAAAUAAUGGUCCGAAGCCGGAGCCGGUGCCGGAACAGCCGAACCGGCAGACGGUGCGGGCGCCGAACGAGACCUUCUACCAGACGAUGUUCAACUCGACGAACGUGACGCGGAUCUCGUACCCGUUGGAGAAUUUUAACCAUUACACGCAGUACUCGUUCAAGAUCCGGGUGUGCCGGCAGAAGGGCAUCACGCCGAGUUACGUGAUCAAGCUGAUUGACAACGAGGACGUUUGCAGCAACGAAGUGAUUCAUAACUUCCGGACGCCGAAGCAGGAAGGGGCGGACGACAUUCCGGUGGAGUCGUUGCUGGUCGAUGCGCAGAACGUCAAUGGGUCGCGGGUCAUCCGGGUGCAGUGGGCCGAGCCGAAGAAGCCGAACGGACCGAUUUUGGCGUACACGAUCCAAUAUCAACGGAAGGACGUGGAGCUGAAGGCCGCACAAAAGUGUAUCUCGUACAACGAGUACAAGCGCAACGGGUUGGCCAAGCUGGACAAGCUGGAACCGGGCAACUACAGCGUCCAGGUCAUGGUAACGACCAUCGCCGGGAACGGUCCGUACUCCCCCGCUCGUUACGUGUACCUCACCAAGGAGGACAGCACCAAUUUGACCGCACUCUGGAUCACCCUCUCCGUCGUAACCAUCAUCCUGGCAGGUCUGGCCAGCGGCGGCUAUUGGUGGUACCAGAAGAAGUACCUCCCGAUGCAGAACAUGCGCAUCAUCGCCCAGGUCAACCCGGACUACGCCGGCGUCAUCUACCGCAUCGACGAGUGGGAAGUCGAGCGCGAGCACAUCAUCCAGCUCGAGGAACUCGGCCAGGGCUCGUUCGGCAUGGUCUACCGCGGCGUCCUCACCCAACUCCGUGGCAUCAAGCAGAACACUCCCUGUGCCAUCAAAACCGUCAACGAAAGUGCCACCUCCAAAGAGCGGGACAGCUUCCUCAUCGAGGCCUCCGUCAUGAAGCAGUUCAACACGAACCACGUCGUCCGGCUGCUCGGCGUCGUCUCCCAGGGCGAUCCCACCCUCGUCAUCAUGGAACUGAUGGCCAACGGUGACCUCAAGGGGUACCUCCGCCGUCACCGACCAGACUACGAAAACGGUAACGAACCUUCGCCGCAGCCGCCAACGCUGAGGCAAAUCUACCAAAUGGCCAUCGAAAUCGCCGACGGAAUGGCGUACCUUUCCGCCAAGAAGUUCGUGCACCGCGAUCUGGCCGCGCGAAACUGCAUGGUGGCGGACGAUCUAACCGUCAAGAUCGGCGACUUUGGCAUGACGAGAGAUAUCUACGAAACGGAUUACUAUCGAAAGGGUACCAAAGGUUUUCUCCCGGUGCGAUGGAUGGCUCCGGAGAGCUUAAAAGACGGCGUGUUCAGCAGUAGCAGUGACGUGUUCAGCUACGGCGUCGUUCUGUGGGAGAUGGCGACGCUUGCGUCGCAGCCCUACCAGGGUCUCACCAACGACCAGGUGCUGCGGUACGUGAUCGACGGCGGGGUGAUGGAACGGCCGGAAAAUUGUCCGGAUAAGUUGUACGACCUGAUGCGGCGCUGCUGGCAGCACCGACCGACGGCGCGGCCCACCUUCCUGGACAUUAUCCAGAUGCUGCUGCCGGACGCGCACGAGCGCUUCCCGGCGCUGUCGUUCUUCCACUCGCCCGAGGCGCACGACAUCGCACCGCUGCAGCAUCAGAUCUACAUGGACGACGUGACGACGCCGCUGCACCCGGACGGGGACGACGACGACGAGGGCGUGGGCGGAAUCGGCAUCGGCAUCGUCCACGGCGGUGGCGGUUUGCGGGGCGGCCGGGUCCGCGUCGGGGCCGUCGACGUCGAGGAGGAAGACGAGGAGGACCUGGACAAGGACGACCUCGAGGAGGACGAGGAGAUGCGCCUCGGGGACGUCGGCUACGACGACGAGUGCUCGAUGGAGCUGACCAACAGCCACCUGGUGCCGAACAACGGCCCGACGGCGGCCGCCAUCCGCUCGCCGCACUCGCCACUAAGAGAACAACUUGGUAACCGAUUGAUCUGUGAUUCAUUAGCCAUAUCAUAUAGUAGAGAUAUUGAUGGUACCAUUGCCGAAGAGGACGAGGAGGUCGACGACGACGACGGGGACGGGGACAGAGCGAGUAGGGAUAUUGACGACGGGGAGGAGGUGGGGACAGAUCAACAGGACGACGAGGACGCCAUGAGCAACGGUCACGCCGCCCUGCUGGAACAGGUGGUGAUUGGGGGCCACGAAACUCGUCGCAGCACCAGCCAACGGGGCAGCCGGGGCAAGAGCCGGAGUGUGAGUCCGGGGACGAGGGCGGUCGGGGCGGGUCAGGUUCACGACUAUGUGAACAGCGCCCCGGGCAGUCGGUUCCUGGAGGACACGGCGCGGUCCAUUCCGGCGAUUCCGCCUCCACCACAGCAGCAAUCGAGGUUCCAGAAGCAGCAGCAGCAACAGAAUCAGCAGCAGUUUUUCAGCGUACAACCUGCGACGACGACCGGCGACUCGGAUCCCUACGGGAAGGAGUUUGACGCGAUCGGCAGCAGAGUUCCGGCAGCAAAUCCACCAUCAACAGGCAGUAGAAUCAACGGGCGAGUGAUUCCGCCGGCGACCCGGCCAGAAGUCCGCAAGGAACUGGCAGCGGCGUCGAUUCCGCCUCGGUUGAGGAACGGAUUCGUGCCCAGCAGCAGCGGGUCCGGCGGAGUGUAAAACGACCCCCGAAACACACAGAAAGUUCCGAGUGCUCGCCAACAGAUGGCGCGCACCACACUUGGAAGCAAACAAUAGAGGCGCGCUUCGCGAUCCCGCCACGGGAUGGCGCGCGCUGCGUUCAGAAGAACACAGAAAACACUCUCGCAUUGAAUGGGCCAUAGAGCAGAGCGCAGUAAACAAGUAUUUAAAACAAACACAAGAAAAUUUUAUUUAAACAAUAAGGUCGCUCACACACAAUCACACGCUUAAGGAAAGAAAACAAACGCAUUGUAACUAACACUUAGAUAGGCAUCACCAACACCACAAAAACACAAACAAACAAAAAAACCAUCCAAUCCAUCCAGCGCGUGCGAAAUUCUGUUCUUUGUUUUGAACGACCCCUUCAAAGUAAGCAAAUAGAAAGAGAGAGGAAGAUUGCAAAACACACAAAUCACAAAACAAAAACAACUCACAACAAAAAAAACAACCAAAAGAGGCUAUUACAAACCAUGAAAAUUAAGGCAAAACAAAAAGAUCGAACACAAACAAAUCGUGCUAACUGACCCCUCCUUCCUUUAGAGAAAAACAAAAACAAAACGAAAAAGUUAAGCUACACAAAUUAGGUUAUUGUUCUCGCGGCCCCACCACAAAACUCUCACCCAUUUAUUUUUUUUCUUUUCUUAUACAUGUAUAUUUAUAGGCGUUUAGGAAUUCUAGUAGAAAAA